AUGGCUCCACGGCGAGGAGGUGGCGCUGGCGCGGGCGUCGAAGUUUCCUCAGGUCUUCGAGGUGGACUAGCACCACCACCUUUGAAGCGUGUGCAGCCAUGGCUAGAGGAUGGAUCUGGGCAAUGUGACAUAGUGGCUGGCGGUGUAGAUGCAAGCGGUGUCUUCAAGGGCAUCUAUGUCAGUGGCGUGCACUUGGCAGCUCUGCUUCGCACCUUCCAGUUGUCGAAAGCCUUCCUUCCGGUGGAAACGCCAACGCCAGUGCAGACUCUAGGACAAUCCCUGCAAGAUGGUGUGCCUCUGGUGAUUGUCACAAGAGGCUGCUUCGGAAGAGAGAUGGACAUCGGGAAUGGCCCCACACGCAACGACAUACAAAAGGCCGUGUGGGAGGCCGCGCGCCGAAUGAGGGCAGACAUGCCGCAAGUCGUAGUCACGUGCAUCGAUGUCCCCAUAGAUGCCGGGUCCGAGGUCGUGAAUGCUUGCCUGCAGCCCCCACUGAACGAAUUCCGCGAGCUGGUGUAUCAUGACGGCGCUUGGUUUACACCAGCGGUGUACAAUGCGGCGAAGCUUGGCCAGUGGGUUUCCAAUAAUCCACGGGAACUGAAGCCGAAAGGAGGACUAGCCUUUUCGCGCAAGAAGUUCGAAUGGAACAACAAAGCGUACGACAAUAUGUUCUUGCUCGGCUGGAAGCCUGUCCUGGAAUCCUGA
Symbiodinium sp. CCMP2456 is the source of this 705-nucleotide messenger RNA. The record is from the annotation of a GenBank genome assembly. Lineage: Eukaryota; Dinophyceae; Suessiales; Symbiodiniaceae.